Moneuplotes crassus is the source of this 3668-nucleotide messenger RNA. Lineage: Eukaryota; Ciliophora; Spirotrichea; Euplotida; Euplotidae. The record is from the annotation of a GenBank genome assembly.
AUAUAUAAUUUACUUCAAAAAUGCAGAAGAGGUCAUCUACCAAUAACUAUAAACAUCUAAAAGACAAUGACCGACUCGAUGACGAGGAACCAAACCUUAAAUCCCAUAAUUAUUUUAGCUCUGGAGCCAAUGCUAAAUCAACAAAAUUCUACUCCUUUGAAGAAGAGACCGACCUGAAAGAGCCAUUGGUGGAGAAGCCUGACAUAAAGGACCCAGGGGAGAGUCUGAAGUGGUAUUUUGGCUUUGGAGUGCUGACGAAUUACAUCAUCUCAGAUAUGAUGAAGAAGCCCAAAGCCUAUGUGAUCGGGAUUCUUACAAUAACUAUCACUGUUGCUUUCUUCGUGAUUAUUUAUAAUAUUCUUGAUGUUUCUCCAGUGAUCUUCUUGAAGUUAUCCCAAGACCAAGUUGGGGAAAGCGAUGUGAUCUUUCAUGCAGCUCCACCGACUAAGAUAGCACAGAAUGGAGACCGAUUCAUGUACGGUAAUGACCUUGGAAGGAGUCCAGUAGAAACCUUCUAUUGGCCCUUAAUAAACGCCACAGAUCUUCAGCUACAAACUGAAGAUUCUGGGUUUUACCAAGGGAUGACUCCUAGAUGGUUUGGUCUAUUUGAUUUUAGCAACCCGAAGAAUACAAGUAGAAUUACACCAGGAAUAGGUGCGAUGAUAGAUACAAAGAAUGAGGUUGAAAUCGACCUGGGCAGGGACUUCUCCAAAACCAUCCUUGGGAGCAAACAAGCUUUUGUUACUUCUUCCACUUUGAGAUAUUUAGGAAUUAAAGCUGGUGUUGGAGAGAACAUUCAGAUGAGCAUUGAUAUCUCAAAAUUUCUCAAUACUGACGACCUAGGGACUGUUAGAGCGAGUCCACUCUUUCAAACUUUGACUCAGUCAGAUCCAGGCAAUUCUGAAAAACUCUCCAAUGUUUUCCAGGAGAUUUUCACCCAACAAGAUAUUUUAGGCAGAAAGUUUUUCACAGAAGGGUUCAGGCUCUACAUAAAUUUUGAGGUUGUCGAAGCCUUCGACAGACCAAACGGAAAGAUGCCAAACUCAUAUGGAAAUUUGGUAAUUUUUGACUGCCAACACAUCCUUCCUAAUCUGAUCGAAUCGUUGAUGAAUCAAGUUAAGGAAUAUAGUGAAGAUCUCUCUUUUCAAAAUAGAGUUGAGGGUCUCCUAAUUGACCUUAAGGACCUCCAGAUCCAGAAUUUUGCAAUGCAAGUAGACGCUGUGAUCAGAGAUAGAGAGAGGUAUUACUCAGGAUUAUCUGAUUCCUUCAAUUUGGAAUUCUUACAAAAAGCGGAUCGUCUUGAUGCCAAUGUAACAUUGAUGACUCCUGUACAGGAGAGUCUUGAGAAGUUCAGCUAUGUCCAACUAUUUCUAGAGAGUACUCUUUAUACAAUAGUCGCCUUCAUCCUCAUCCUAAGUGCGAUGCUAAUAUACUCCCUAAUGAUAUCUGAUAUCGAUGAGAAAACUUUUGAAAUGGCAAUGUUGAGAGCACUAGGGUUAGAAAAUAAAUCUCUAGUACAUCUCAUAUUACUUCAAGCCCUAGUUUUCUCUCUCCCAGGGCUACUUAUUGGGCUAGCAAUCGGUGGUCUAGCCAACCUAGGCUUGAGGGCAUUUGUUGGGAGCUAUACAGUCUCCAAAUUGAGUUUGUUAUUGUCGUCAAAUUCUAUACUGAUCGCAGUGAUUAUGGGAAUUUCGAUGCCUAUUUUCACCAACCUCUUUACAAUCCAGAGAGCUCUAGGCAAGAAGAUUACAGACUCACUUGACUUAUUCCACACAGGAGCUAGUGAUGCAAUUGUCAAAAUCAGAAAACUAGGAGAUUAUGGAAUCUCUCUCUUCACAGUCUCUCUGGGUGGAAUCCUUGUACUCAUGGGAGUAAUGACGUAUUACCUCGCGCCGGCUGCCUUCCUAUUCAAAAGAAUGGAGAUCUUUUUCUCAAUCCUGAACUUGGUCUUGAUCAUAAUGAUCAUAGGGAUGGGGUUGCUCUUCGUUCUUGUAUUUCCAAUCAUACAGAAAGUUUUCAUUCACAUUCUUUGUUUCUGAAUCAAGAAGGACAGAAAGUUGAAACCAUUGAUCAUGAAGAACAUGCUCGUAAGCCAUAAGAAAAGUAACUCUAAGAGUGCGAUAUUGUUCACGAUAUGCUUGGCAUAUCUGAUCUUUGGCGGCAGCUCCCUGCUGCUCAUCAACAACCUUGUGCUCGGAGUUAUCAAGAAUCUCAUGGGAGCUGACUUGUUUGUAGGUUCAUUUGCUGGUACAAAGACAAUUCCUGAGGAGCAACUUAGAAAAUAUCUCUAUGAGAGCUCACUUGGAGAAAGCCCAAAGAUCCUGACUUAUACUUUUGGAAGUUUCAGUAUGACUCAAACUAUGAGAAAGUAUGGCAAUAUCAAUACCAAAUUUAAACUGUACCAGAAGGGAGGUCACUUCCCAAGAAAUAAAGUUUAUAUAAUUCCUGUAGAAGAACAUUACUUAGAGUCUGUAUUUGAUGAUUACUAUAUUCCUCACACAGAGCAGACUGGAUUGGAUUACCCCAAGAUUGACGGCAAAAAUGAUGUGGUUUGGUCCCUCUACUCAGACCAAGGUACCACAGAUUUUGAAGGAGGGUACGACAAGUAUAAUAUUUCAUCUCGAACUCUCACCGAUGCUGCUCAGCCUGUUCAUCAUGAGCCUAUGAAGCAGAUUAAAAUGCUGCUUCCUGAAGGAAUUGAUUAUUACAUGUCUGCGAAGUCAGGGCAAACAAUGAAGCUCCAUGCGUAUUCUCCUCAUUCAGUGAAAGAAUAUCAAGGACUUGUCAGAGCGAUGCCUAGGAAAAUACCAGGAUUUGCAUUCACAUCAUAUAGCUUAAUUACCUUUGGAUUGGAAGCACUUAUCUCCUACGACCAAGCCUUUGAUAUUUUCCUAGAUAUGCUCAUAGGGACAGACCAUGAGUUGGAACGGAACAUCACUGAUUAUAAAUCCUGACGGGUUGAGAAAUGAACUGAACAAGCCAAAAAGGAGGGAAAAAGGUGUAGUGAUCUCUGUCCAACCUACUUUUACGCUAAGAACUUCCUUCGAAUCAAACUCCCAGAGUCUCUUUCCACCGAAGACAGAGAAGAAAUAUGAAAUCAAUUGAAAGGAAUUAUCAAUGAUAAAUCAGUUAUGGUGUUCGACUAUAGAGGUGUGAAGGAUAACAUGCACACAAUGACUACUGUCUUCCAGGUCUUCAUCAUUUUCCUAGCCAUAAUUGCCUUCGUAAUUGUCUUCUUCAUGCUGAUCGUAUCUGCAAAGACAAACCUAAAGGACAAGAUGUGGGAGUUCGGAGUCUUAAGGGCGAUAGGUCUCAGGAAAGCCCAACUGGUUAGGAUCUAUCUCUAUGAGUCAAUAGCAGUAUUCACCUCUUCAGCAAUAGCAGGAUUGGUCAUUGGAUUCAUUCUAGCUCUGACUCUCUCAUUGCAAUUCAAUCUUUUCCUUGAGCUGCCUUUACAAGUUUCUUUCCCGACCUGGCUGGUGGUCUCAAUGAUCUUACUAGGACUCGUGAUGCAAAGCUGGGUUGGAGUAUCCCGAGCCUGGGUAAAGUAAACACUCAAAAACUCUUAUAGAGAAAGAGUCUAAGCACACUGGAAGCUACUGUAAAAUCUUACUUAUCUUUUUACAGCAAUUCUGACCUUUUAUUGCUAAAUUUUGAAAAUCUUUGUU